AAGCAAUGAAAAAUGAAUGAAACAGCAAAGAAAAAGCAUAUCAGGGAACCACCUUCAGUUCCUUUCAUAUGGGAAGUGAAGCCAGGCAUUCCUAAGAAAUAUUGGAAGCCAGAAACUGAGGUUUCUUCAGUUAGCCACUUCCCUCAAACUCCUCUGAAGCUAAUUGCCUCAGUUCCAUUUGUUUGGGAAGAAAAACCAGGAAAACCCCUUCCUAAUUUCUCAGAUGUAUCACUUGAUCCUGUGCUUCCGAAACCCGAGAAAAUCCUCAUUCAUGUAGCAUCAUCUUCAGGUUUUUCUGUUGCAUGCAACUUUGGUCACGAUGGCAAAGGCAAAGGAACCUGCAAUUAUGACAGUGAAAGCAUAACUAGCUUAGACCUUGAAGCUUUUACAUUUGAUGCAGACGAGUCAUUUGCAAACUGUGUUGUGCCAUCGGAAAAAGUUUCCACCGCCAUUCCACCGGCCGAAACACCUUCCUCUCCGGCCUCCUCGGAGACAGAUAGUAGCAUAAGCAGCUAUGCAACUGGCAGGUCAAGUCCAAUCGGUGCUACUUUCCUUGAGAGCCUUUUUCCUCUGUAUGCACCUCAGUUUAGUUUCCUUGCAAGGGAUGAGAACAAGGAAAAAGAAACUUCAAGAACACAAGAAGUAGGAAUCAAAGAUUUUGAUGAUGAAGAUGUUGGCAGUGACAUGAUAAGGAGGCCACCAACACUCGGAGAGCUAAUUAUGAUGAGCCGGAGAAGCAGCUGCAGAAGAAAAGCGGUUCAAAUGAAAAAAUGGGAUCAACCGAAGAAAAUGACGAGACAACAAGCUUUUGGAUGUUUCCCGAUUGUGACUAAUGGCAAAAUGAUGGAGGGGCUGCUGAAGAGAAAGUACUUUCCCAGACUUAAACUGAUAUAGACAGAAUAAAUUAUGCAGAAGGAAAUAUGAAGAAGAGUGCCAAAAGACUGCUCCAGAACAAAAUGCACAUCUGCUAAUUGAUUUUGAAUCAGACUCUUUUCAUUUACCAUGUCAAGUCUCUUGCAAUUUAUGAUUUUGUAUGUUAAGAAUGUGGAAAGUGGAUUGUGGAAGAAUAUUGUUUUGCACUGUGUA
Vigna unguiculata (cowpea) is the source of this 1086-nucleotide messenger RNA. Its product is annotated as hydroxyproline-rich glycoprotein family protein. The record is from RefSeq and is a predicted model, not a curated record. Lineage: Eukaryota; Viridiplantae; Streptophyta; Magnoliopsida; Fabales; Fabaceae.